AUGCUGAUCAAUAAACUAUCAAAUAGACGUGACGUUGUACCAGGAUAUUUCUUCGAAUACAAGUGUAAUGAACAUGAGUUAAUCGCAAGUUUUUGGCCAGAUGAAGUUGCUAGGAUUAACUACAAAGAAUUUGGUGAUGUCAUAUCAUUUGACGGGAUGUUUCGUACGAACAAGCAUGCCAUGAUUUUCGUUCCUUUUUUGGCCGUUGACAAUCACAAGGCUUCCAUUGUCGUCGGGUCCGCUCUAAUCAGUGGCAAGACAAUCAAGAACUUUACAUGGGUUUUAAAGGCUUUCAUAAAAUGUCAUGAGAAGCAACCAGUUUCCAUCAUUACAAACCAAUGUUCUGCAAUGAAGCAAGCUAUCCCGAUGGUGUUUACGGAAGCCAAACACAGACUCUGUAUGUGGCACAUUAUGAAGAAAGUGCCUUCAAAGGUCAAUGUCGCACUAAAUCAAGAUCCUAAUUUUAAUAAAGUAAUCAACAAGCUCGUAUGGAACAUACAUAUUGGACCAGCGGAGUUUAAGCGUCGUUGGCAUGAGAUGAUCGAACAAUACAACCUGGGGGUUGAUACUUGGUUCACAGAUAUGUAUGCAAUUCGACACUCGUGGAUUCCUGCCUUUUACAAGGACACUCCAAUGUCUGGUCUAAUGAAAACAACCUCAAGAUCCAAGAGUUCGAAUUCGUAUAUUAAUAUAUACGAAUCGUACUGGUUUGAUUUGGUUCAAUUCCUUAAUAAUUACGACGUAGCUAUAGAGAAGCAAAGAUACAGACAAUCUGUUCAUGAGACAAUAAAGAAGGCUGUAUGGUGCUGUGCUAUAAAGAAUGUCGAAUGCCGGGAUGUGUUAAAGACAUUCGUGAUAAGCCAUAAGACAAAGAAAUCAUCUGAGAACAUCACAUAUCUGGUGAAUCGAAAUUACUCAACAGAUACCGUCGAAUGCGAGUGCAACCUAUUCACGCGUAAUGGUUAUCUUUGUCGUCACGCGUUCAAGGUAUUGAUAAACGAUGAAGUUGAAUUCAUACCGGAUAGAUAUGUGUUACGGCGAUGGAAACGACAGUUAGUUCCAGUACAAAUACAAUCUGCAAGGGUUCGCUACGGCGAGGUUGAUGCCGAAAAAGAAAAGUGCAUUAUUGAUGUAUAUUCGAAGGUUGACGAGAUCAUAAGCAACGCCCGGAAUGAUAAGUCUAUAUUGGCUAAACUGGAGAGAAAUCUCGACACAUUUAUGGUUGAUAUAGAGAAGGAAGUUCCAUAUGAAGACCCAUCUCAACAGAGGAUGGAUGCAAUUAGGGAGCAUCUAGGUGUUUCAAUACCGGAUGAGGUGGAUAUUCUACCACCUUCUGGCAUCAGGAACAAGGGAUGCGGUACUGGUAAAAGACUG
Cynara cardunculus var. scolymus (artichoke) is the source of this 1374-nucleotide messenger RNA. Its product is annotated as protein FAR1-RELATED SEQUENCE 5-like. The transcript has 5 exons. Lineage: Eukaryota; Viridiplantae; Streptophyta; Magnoliopsida; Asterales; Asteraceae. The annotation marks the transcript as partial. Gene Ontology annotation, molecular function: zinc ion binding. The record is from RefSeq and is a predicted model, not a curated record. Gene Ontology annotation, biological process: regulation of DNA-templated transcription.